GCCACUUGUAACCCCGCCCUCGUCGCAGCCCGCGUCUGUUUCCCGCGAAGAGCGAGAGCUCCUACUGCUUGUUCGUGGCGUCGGGAGCGGUAGUUAGCUAGCUAGGUAGUUAGCUAGCCACAGCUAUCUGUCACAUUUAAGGUCUAUCAUGGCGAAGCAAAGUUCGCUUUUCCAUUUCUUCACCAAGUCACCUCCUCCGGUAUCCAAGCUGAAAGCCAGUCCUCACCCACCCGAGGCUGACGUGGCCUCGUCUGUCCACAAGUCCAACUCGUCUCCGAAAGAAGAAGCUAAACUAGCGUCGAACAAGGCCGCCAAAGUCAAGUCAAAAAGUGUUGCGAAAAAUGCUAAGGGGGGAUUCAACAAAUUGUUCGGUGGCAAGGCAUCAACGGCCAAGGAUACCAGCCCCGCUUGCUCAUUCAGCGCCGGUACCCUUGUUUGGGCCAAGCUGGAGGGGCACCCAUGGUGGCCGUGCAUGGUGGCACCCCAGCCUCUGACUGGACAGCAGAUACGAGGCCGCGGUCAGGCUCAGCGCAUCCACGUCCAUUUCUUUGAUGAACCCCCUACUCGGGGAUGGGUCAGCACCAAAUACAUCAGAGAGUACCAAGGUUCUGAUAGUAGCGACGCCAAAACCGGAGGGUUGUUUUUCAGCGGAAAGCCUGAAAUCCGUCGUGCAAUGGAUCUUGCAGAUAAAGUUAUGUUUGACAGCACAGAAAACAAAUUAAAUAUCCCCGUCUGCACAGAUGCCUCAGAUGAAGAGGAGGAGGAGGAGGAGGAGGAAGAAAUGGAGCUUGACAAGUCGACUCUGAGUGAUGGCGACAUGGAUGAGGAUGAGGAUGAUCAGAAAAAUGAGGACUCCAAGUCAUCAAAGGUCCGUCAACGUCGGACCCGUUCCACCGGACAUAAGGCCAAGCGACGGCGCAUAGUCGAGGCCUCGGACAGCGAGGCAUCCGAUGAGGAAUUCAAACCUGAGCACGCCGCCAGCAGCAGUGAGGAAGAAGAGGAAGAAGAGGAAGAAGGCAGCGUCAGCAGCGGGGGGGGACAAAAGGACGGUGAACAGGAGUCGGCGUCGGAGCCGGACAGUCCCGUGAAGCCCGUGAAGCGCAAACGGCCUGCAGCCAAGCCAGCUGUAGCGAAGCCAAAGAUGAGUGGGGCCCCAAAACGAGCGCCAGCACCCGUUGCAGCGGACACAAAGUCUCGUUUGUCUGCUUUUUCUGCCCCUGACACAUUUGAAAGCCAGUCCAGUGGGUCGGGUGCCGGUGGAGGAGCCACAGUUUGGGACCACGAGAAGCUGGAGUGGCUGCAGAUGGACAGGAGGAAAGACGGUCAAAGACGACGAGCGUCAGAAGAAGAUUACGAUCCAACCACUCUGUACGUGCCAGAAGACUUCGUCAACAGAAACACUCCUGGGAUGCGUCAGUGGUGGCUCAUCAAAUCUGAGAUGUUUGACGCUGUCAUUUUCUACAAGGUGGGGAAGUUCUAUGAGCUCUACCACAUGGAUGCUGUGAUCGGAGUUAAUGAGCUCGGUCUGACCUUCAUGAAAGGCACCUGGGCGCACUCGGGUUUUCCAGAGAUUGGUUUUGCUCGCUUCUCAGAUGUCUUGGUCCAAAAGGGCUACAAGGUGGCUCGGGUGGAGCAGACUGAAACCCCGGAAAUGAUGGAAGCGCGUUGUAAGACCCUGGCUAAGCCCACCAAGUUUGACCGAGUGGUGAGGAGAGAGGUGUGCAGGAUCAUCACGCGAGGCACCCAGACCUACAGCGUGUUGGAUGGGACGCCUGCUGAGAGUCACAGCAAGUUUCUCCUGAGUUUAAAAGAGAAGACGGAAGAGCAAGGAAAAGGCGGAUGCUGCCGCAGCUACGGUGUUUGCUUUGUAGACGCCUCUGUAGGCUCCUUCCGUGUCGGCCAGUUCCCAGACGACCGCCAUUGUUCGCGUCUCCGCACCCUCAUAGCCCACUUUGCACCUGCCGAGGUGCUGUUUGAAAAGGGGAACCCAUCUGUGGAAACACGCAAAAUACUCAAAGCUUCUCUGUCCUCCGCGCUGCAGGAGGGAUUGAAUGCAGGCACUCAGUUCUGGGACGCUCAGAAGACUCUGAAAACCCUUUCAGAAGAAGCCUACUUCACAGAGAGUGCAGGCAAGGACCAGACGGCAGGGAGAAAUUGUCCACCAGUUCUUCUAAAAAAGAUGACCUCUGACAGCGAUUCACUGGGUCUCACCCCCAAGGAGGGCUACGAGCUGGCACUGUCGUCUUUGGGCGGAUGCAUCUUCUACCUGAGGAAGUGUCUGGUGGAUCUGGAGCUACUCUCCAUGGCCAACUUUGAAGAAUAUAUCCCUGUUGAUGUUGAGAUGGAGGAAGCUGCCGGACAGGAGAGCUUCUUUGCCAAGACUCGCCAGCGCAUGGUCUUGGACGGGGUGACUCUGGCAAAUCUUGAAAUAUUUCACAACGGCUCUGGAGGGACGGAGGGAACACUGUUGGAGCGCUUAGAUACUUGCUCCAGCCCGUUUGGCAAGCGGCUGCUCAAGCAGUGGCUCUGUGCUCCUCUUUGUAACCCGAAAUCCAUCCUGGACCGCCUGGAUGCUCUGCAAGACCUCAUGGGCGCUCAGGCUCAAGUUUCUGAAGUUUGCGACUUGCUGAAGAAGCUUCCCGACCUGGAGCGCCUCCUUAGCAAGAUCCACAGCAUCGGCACGCCUCUGAAGGGGCAGGACCACCCGGACGGCAGGGCGGUUCUCUACGAGGAGGUCACCUACAGCAAGCGUAAAAUAGCAGACUUCCUCUCAGCCCUGGAAGGUUUCCAAACCAUGCAGGAGAUUAUUCAUGUCUUCACGUCAGUUGCCCGUGACUUCCAGUCCACGUUACUCUGCCAAGUGGUCAGUCUUAAGGGGGACAACGGCCUCUUUCCAGACCUCUCUGCCGAACUCAAGCGCUGGGAGACUGCGUUCGACCACAAGAAAGCUCGCACCACGGGAGUCAUUACCCCAAAGGAGGGUUUCGACCCAGAGUAUGACCACGCUUUGGCGGGCAUCAAGAACUGCGAGCAAAAGCUACAGGAUUACCUGGACCGACAGAAGAAGAGGCUUGGCUGCAGGAACAUGGCGUACUGGGGCACAGGGCGAAAUCGCUAUCAGAUGGAAGUACCCGACGGGGUCUCGGAGAGGAACAUCCCAGAGGAGUACGAGGUGAAGUCAACAAAGAAGGGCUGGAAGCGUUACGUUACCGAGGAGUCUGAGCGGCUCUUCUCCGACUUGCAAGGCUUUGAGGAGAAGAGAGACGCCGCCCUGAAAGACUGCAUGAGGAGGCUCUUCUACAACUUUGACAAGAACUACAGCGACUGGAAGACUGCCGUGGAGUGCAUGGCAGUGCUUGACGUGCUGCUGGCCUUGUCACGCUACAGUCAAGGAGGAGAUGGACCGAUGACCAGGCCACAGGUGGUCCUCCCUCGUGGUGGUGACCACGCAGCACCCUUUCUCGAGCUUGUUGGUUCUCGCCACCCAUGCGUCACCAAGACCUUCUUCGGUGACGACUUCAUCCCCAAUGACAUCUUCAUUGGCUGCCCUGGUAGCAGCGAGGAACCCCAGGAGCAAAGUCAUCAGGCCUCUUGUGUCCUCGUCACGGGGCCCAAUAUGGGCGGGAAGUCGACUCUCAUGAGACAGUGUGGACUCGUGAUCGUGCUCGCUCAGCUGGGGUGUUUCGUUCCCGCAGAGAGUCUGCGCUUCACACCGGUCGAUCGAGUCUUCACUCGCCUGGGAGCUUCGGAUCGAAUCAUGGCUGGAGAGAGCACCUUCUUUGUCGAGCUGAGUGAGACCUCCUGCAUCCUGCACCAUGCCACCAAACACUCGCUUGUGCUUCUGGAUGAAUUAGGAAGAGGCACAGCCACAUAUGACGGCACAGCGAUUGCUUGUGCUGUUGUAAAGGAACUUGCUGAGAAGAUCAGCUGCCGUACUCUCUUCUCCACACACUACCACUCCCUAGUGGAGGACUAUGCAGACAACCCUGCAGUGCGCCUGGGCCACAUGGCAUGCAUGGUGGAAAACGAAUGCGAGGAUCCGAGUCAAGAGACCAUCACGUUCCUUUACAAGUUUAUCUCCGGUGCGUGUCCCAAAAGCUAUGGCUUCAACGCCGCUCGCCUCGCCAGCCUACCAGAGGAGGUGAUCCAGGCGGGUCACAGAAAGGCCAGAGAGUUUGAGAAAAGCACCAUCAGCCUCAGGCUCUUCAAGAAGCUCUGCCAGUUUGCCGAAGACACCACACUGGACAAAUCCCAUUUUGAUGCACUUGUUCAAAUGAUUGACACACUGUAGUUUCAAACUCGUUGUAGCACUCAGUGGACCGGUCCUGUCAUACCCCCCCACGUGGUGGGCAUCAAAUGGGCCUGAGCACGGCAUGCGUGCCCUGGUGUUGGUGAACCCCCAGCUUUGUUCCGUUUCACAGGAGGAAUAACACUAUUUUCGUGAUCCAAUAAAGUUUAUUUUUUUUACAAAAAAGGACAAUGUUUCACCUAGGAAAUUAAACCCUUUUAAUUCAAACUAGCGCCUACAUAACGGUUAUUGAAUACUUCACAAUAUAUUAAGUCUAGAUGUUAUGAUACAUGCAUACAUUUCAGUCUGAAUGAGAACCCACAAUCACCAGUACACAUGGAUGGGAGGGAAAGGGCAUCAUGAAACUUAUAGCGCUGUAUGGAGAUACUUGUCUCAGCUUCAGCCAAGCUGAAAAAAAGCCUAAGAAGUUCUCCUGCAACGUUGGCAAACAAAAUAGGAUCUGAUCAGGUAGAAAAAUGUCUGAAUUUGUUUUUGUUUUUUUAAAGCAACAUUGUUAAUUUUGGUCAUGUGUUUGAAUAAACUCAUCUGUUAAUUCCAAA
Messenger RNA from Doryrhamphus excisus (bluestripe pipefish), 4848 nucleotides. RefSeq names its product mutS homolog 6 (E. coli) (gene msh6). NCBI's taxonomy places the organism in Eukaryota, Metazoa, Chordata, Actinopteri, Syngnathiformes, Syngnathidae. Gene Ontology annotation, biological process: mismatch repair. Gene Ontology annotation, molecular function: mismatched DNA binding; ATP-dependent DNA damage sensor activity; ATP binding. The record is from RefSeq and is a predicted model, not a curated record. Gene Ontology annotation, cellular component: nucleus; MutSalpha complex.